Messenger RNA from Cyprinodon tularosa, 1039 nucleotides. RefSeq names its product dehydrogenase/reductase SDR family member 13-like. Bases 64 to 1011 code for a protein of 315 amino acids. NCBI's taxonomy places the organism in Eukaryota, Metazoa, Chordata, Actinopteri, Cyprinodontiformes, Cyprinodontidae. The record is from RefSeq and is a predicted model, not a curated record. The transcript is spliced from 5 exons.
AAGAGUUGGUGAACUCUGAUACUGCUCCAACUACUUCCUGCAUGAAGUUGAAAUGCAGGAAAAAUGUUUUCUAUUCUCUUGGUGCCGGGGCUUAUAGCACUUGCUUACAUUUUCCGUCAAGUUGUAGUUAUAGGAAAGAGUUGUAAGAGCAAUGCAAAGCUGCAUGGGAAAACUGUGAUUAUAACUGGCAGCAAUACUGGCAUAGGGAAGGCCACAGCAAUAGAAAUGGCUAAAAGAGGAGCCAGAGUGACUCUGGCGUGUCGCAGCAAGCAGAGAGAAGCUGCUCUCCAGGAUGUAAAGAGGGAGAGUGGCAGCAACAAGGUAGUGUUUAUGCAGUUGGAUCUGGGAAGUCUUAAGUCUGUCCAUAGCUUUGCCGAGAACUUCCUUAAGUCUGAACCUAGACUGGACAUCCUGAUCAACAAUGCAGGACUGAUUGCAUUUGGUCGAACGGAGAAUGGGUUCGGGAUGAUGUUUGGCGUCAACCAUCUCAGUCAUUUUCUGCUUACUAACUUGUUACUAGAUAGACUGAAGGAGUGUGGACCAAGCAGGGUGGUAAAUGUGUCUUCUGGAUUACACAAAUUGGGAAAAAUAGGUUUUGACUACCUAAACACUAACAAAGAUCUAGGACUUGGGACAUCAUUAUUAGAUCGCUUUAGAAUUUAUGGAUCUAGUAAGCUGUGCAAUGUUCUCUUCACCCACGAGCUUGCAAAGAGAUUGCAGGAAACCAAGGUGACUUGUUACUCGCUCCAUCCAGGAGUCAUCAAGACUGAACUCAACAGGAACACAAACUCAAUACUUAAAAUCAUCAUUAAGAUCAUAGGAGGACUUCUCAUGAAGAACCCCACCCAAGGAAGCCAAACCACUUUAUAUUGUGCCCUACAGGAGGGCAUCGAACACCUGAGUGGGUGCUACUUCUCCAACUGCACUGCAAAAGAAAUACUUGCAAAAGCCAAGGAUGAUGCUACUGCAAAGAAGCUGUGGGGGAUAAGCCAGAGAUUUUGUAACCUUUGAAGAAUAGCCUACUUUUAGGAAUUCAUUA